Molecule: messenger RNA, 512 nt
Organism: Andrographis paniculata
Lineage: Eukaryota; Viridiplantae; Streptophyta; Magnoliopsida; Lamiales; Acanthaceae
Product: probable small nuclear ribonucleoprotein G
Exons: 4
Coding region: 113-355 (80 amino acids)
Biological process (GO): mRNA splicing, via spliceosome; spliceosomal snRNP assembly
Cellular component (GO): U2 snRNP; U5 snRNP; P granule
Molecular function (GO): RNA binding
Source: RefSeq, a predicted model, not a curated record
GCCUAUUACAGUGUUCGUCUUGAAAAGGGGCAUUCUUCAAAUUAGGGUUUCUGAGAGCGAUAACCCGUCGAAAACAGCUCCAUCCUCAAAUUCCCAGGGUAUCAGCAUCACCAUGAGCAGGUCAGGACAGCCUCCGGAUCUCAAGAAGUACAUGGAUAAGAAGCUUCAGAUAAAACUAAAUGCCAACCGCAUGGUGGUGGGAACCCUCCGCGGCUUUGACCAGUUUAUGAACCUUGUGGUGGACAACACUGUCGAAGUGAAUGGAAAUGAGAGAACUGAUAUUGGGAUGGUGGUCAUUCGUGGGAACAGCGUCGUCACUGUUGAAGCUCUUGAGCCAGUUAGUAGAGCACAAUGAAUGUAUGUAUGUAUAUAUCUUUUGCGAUGCUAUUAUGUUUUUAAUUUCUUGAUGCCUAAUAUUUGUUGUGGACUUUUUUUUUGGGAUAUAUGUUGCUCGGUUAUGCAUUACAGGUAUGUUCUUUUAUCAAAUUUUUUCAAAUUUCUAUUAUUUAUCA